This is a messenger RNA of Symphalangus syndactylus (siamang), 1295 nucleotides long. RefSeq names its product cytochrome c1 (gene CYC1). Gene Ontology annotation, molecular function: heme binding; electron transfer activity. NCBI's taxonomy places the organism in Eukaryota, Metazoa, Chordata, Mammalia, Primates, Hylobatidae. The record is from RefSeq and is a predicted model, not a curated record. Gene Ontology annotation, cellular component: respiratory chain complex III. Gene Ontology annotation, biological process: mitochondrial electron transport, ubiquinol to cytochrome c.
CCCGACAGGCCCCGCCCCCACGCCCGGCCCCGCCUUGCACUCCCCGGCUGUCGCGAGGUUUUGACUCUCGUGGCGCCCCACGGGCCGACGGGAGUGGCGGCCGCGCGGAGGAGGCCAAGAUGGCGGCAGCUGCGGCUUCGCUUCGCGGGGUAGUGUCGGGCCCGCGGGGCGCGGGGCUCCCCGGCGCGCGUGCCCGGGGUCUGCUGUGCAGCGCGCGGCCCGGGCAGCUCCCGCUACGGACACCUCAGGCAGUGGCCUUGUCGUCGAAGUCUGGCCUUUCCCGAGGCCGGAAAGUGAUGCUGUCAGCGCUGGGCAUGCUGGCGGCAGGGGGUGCGGGGCUGGCCGUGGCUCUGCAUUCGGCUGUGAGUGCCAGUGACCUGGAGCUGCACCCCCCCAGCUAUCCGUGGUCUCACCGUGGCCUCAUCUCUUCCUUGGACCACACCAGCAUCCGGAGGGGUUUCCAGGUAUAUAAGCAGGUGUGCGCUUCCUGCCACAGCAUGGACUUCGUGGCUUACCGCCACCUGGUGGGCGUGUGCUACACGGAGGACGAAGCUAAGGAGCUGGCUGCGGAGGUGGAGGUUCAAGACGGCCCCAAUGAAGAUGGGGAGAUGUUCAUGCGGCCAGGGAAGCUGUUCGACUAUUUCCCAAAACCAUACCCCAACAGUGAGGCUGCUCGAGCUGCCAACAACGGAGCAUUGCCUCCUGACCUCAGCUAUAUCGUGCGAGCUAGGCAUGGUGGUGAGGACUACAUCUUCUCCCUGCUCACGGGCUACUGCGAGCCACCCACCGGGGUGUCACUGCGGGAAGGCCUCCACUUCAACCCCUACUUUCCUGGCCAGGCCAUUGCCAUGGCCCCUCCCAUCUACACAGAUGUCCUGGAGUUUGACGAUGGCACCCCAGCUACCAUGUCCCAGAUAGCCAAGGAUGUGUGCACCUUCCUGCGCUGGGCAUCUGAGCCAGAGCACGACCAUCGAAAACGCAUGGGGCUCAAGAUGUUGAUGAUGAUGACUCUGCUGGUGCCCCUGGUAUACACCAUAAAGCGGCACAAGUGGUCAGUCCUGAAGAGUCGGAAGCUGGCAUAUCGGCCGCCCAAGUGACCCUGUCCAGUUCUGCCUGCCAUCCUGCCAGAACAGGCCAUCAGGCCCAAGAGCCAUCCCAGGCCUGUUCAGGCCUCAGCUGGCUAAGCCCCUCUUCAUCUGGAAAAAGAGGCAAGGGGGCAGGAGCAAGAGACCAGGCUCUAGCUCUGGGCCCUCCUUCAGCCCCCAUCAUGGGAAUAAAUUAAGUUUCUCAAUGUA